This is a messenger RNA of Mya arenaria, 429 nucleotides long. RefSeq lists its product as uncharacterized. The coding region runs from base 1 to 429 and encodes 142 amino acids. The transcript has 2 exons. Lineage: Eukaryota; Metazoa; Mollusca; Bivalvia; Myida; Myidae. The record is from RefSeq and is a predicted model, not a curated record.
AUGAUGGUGGAUGUGCUGAUGCAGGGAAGCAUGGUGGUGGUGGAUGUGCUUAUGGUGGGAAGCACGGUGGUGGUGGGUGUGCUUAUGCUGGGAAGCACAGUGAGGGUGGAUGUGUUUAUGGUGGUAAGCACGGUGGUGGUGGGUGUGCUUAUGCUGGGAAGCACAGUGAUGGUGGAUGUGCUUAUGGUGCACGGUGGUGGUGGAUGUACUUGUGGUGGUAAGCACAAUGAUGGUGGAUGUGCUGAUGCUGGGAAGCAUGGUGGUGGUGGAUGUGCUGAUGCUAGGGAACACGGUGGUGGUGGGUGUGCUUAUGCUGGGAAACACGGUGUAGGUGGAUGUGCUUAUGGUGGUAAACAUGGUGGUGGUGGUGGAUGUGCUUAUGGUGGCAAGCACGGUGGUAAUGAUGGUGGUGGUCAUGAUGGUGAUUAG